AUCUACCAGUUAUUAUUUAGUGUAAUGAAAAUACUAAAAACAAUGUGUAGAAAUAUUUUUGAGUACCGCAGGAAACUGGUCUCCUUUCGUCCCGCAGAUGUACAUACAUGUUUCCAUUGCACAUCAUCGCAAGAAAGCAAGAGUUCGCUAAGAUUACUCUUCUUUGGCACCGAUAGCUUUUCACUACCAAGUCUACGAAUUCUCAAUGAGAACCGUAAAUCUAAGCAGGGACCCAUUUGCUCACUGCAAGUGGUGACUUCAUUCAAGGCAAAGAAAAACCCGCUUAAACAGUAUGCCCAAGCCGAAGGACUUCAACUGCAUGAUUGGCCGUUUCGGUAUUCUAACGUGCAACAAGAUUUCGAUCUGGGCAUCGUUGUUUCGUUUGGACACAUGAUACCGGAGUCAUUGAUCUCCGCAUUUCGAUUAGGGAUGCUAAAUGUGCAUGCAAGUUUACUGCCAAAACUACGCGGUGCAGCACCAAUUGUUCACGCUAUUCGAAACGGCGAUCAUGAAACGGGAGUUACAAUAAUGAAAAUUAAACCUAAGCAUUUCGAUAUAGGAGAGAUUUUAAGGCAGGAAAAGGUUACCAUCCCGGAAGACACACUUAUGCCGGAACUACACAGUCAGCUUGCUGAGCUUGGCGCUCGAACACUCCUGGAAUGUUUAGAAAACUUACAAUUUUAUUAUAGUAAUCUGAAGCUGCAAAACGAUAAAUCGGCAACUUAUGCUCCGAAGAUAGAUACUAAGUUUGCCGAGGUCCGGUGGUCGGAAAUGAACGCUCGGCAGGUGUACGAUCUCUAUCGUUCAUUGUACUCAUACAAGCCGCUGACGACUCGAUUUGCAGGCGAUUCAGGAGAAACGAUUAAAUUAUUCAAGCUGCACUAUCGUCCCGAUUUAGCAGAAAGUGACAAUUUAAAGACAGUUCCCGGGGAGGUCCAGUAUUGUCGUUUGAGGAAACGAUUGCUUGUAUGGUGCUGUGAUGGUAGGCCGGUGGAAGUUGAGCAGCUGGGUAUCGGCGGUCGAAAAGCCUUGAGUGCGGUUGAGUUUUAUAAUGGAUAUCUUAACAAAAUAGCAGUGCCCCUUAGGGUGUUCAGAACUUCAUUGUAG
This is a messenger RNA of Sabethes cyaneus, 1107 nucleotides long. RefSeq names its product methionyl-tRNA formyltransferase, mitochondrial. Gene Ontology annotation, biological process: conversion of methionyl-tRNA to N-formyl-methionyl-tRNA; biosynthetic process. Gene Ontology annotation, cellular component: mitochondrion. NCBI's taxonomy places the organism in Eukaryota, Metazoa, Arthropoda, Insecta, Diptera, Culicidae. The transcript has 5 exons. Gene Ontology annotation, molecular function: methionyl-tRNA formyltransferase activity. The record is from RefSeq and is a predicted model, not a curated record. The coding region runs from base 25 to 1107 and encodes 360 amino acids.